Messenger RNA from Aethina tumida (small hive beetle), 2883 nucleotides. RefSeq lists its product as uncharacterized. The record is from RefSeq and is a predicted model, not a curated record. Bases 25 to 2835 code for a protein of 936 amino acids. Gene Ontology annotation, cellular component: nucleus; chromatin; cohesin complex. Gene Ontology annotation, molecular function: chromatin binding. NCBI's taxonomy places the organism in Eukaryota, Metazoa, Arthropoda, Insecta, Coleoptera, Nitidulidae. The transcript has 19 exons. Gene Ontology annotation, biological process: sister chromatid cohesion.
UCUGUGAGGGGAUUUGAACAAACCAUGUCGUCUUCAAACGAUUCCGAUUUAAGUGAACUACCAGAUAUAGAGAGUUUUGAAACGAAGAAAUGGACAAGCACUCCUAUUCAACAAUAUUUUUCUUAUUUUUCUCCUUCAGUAUCAACAAUUUUUACAACUGACGAAAUCGAAAUGGGGGAUGACUCAGGUGAUACAUUUGUUAUUCAACGUUCUUGGAUAAAAAUAAAAAGUAUACCGAAGUGGUUAUACCCAAUUAGAGAUCGUUCUAUCUACCACUGUAUCCUUAUCAAUCCUGAGCUAAUGGAUUCUUUAAUAGAGAACUUGAUGGAUAUGUAUAAAAAGCAUCCAAAAUCUGCUAUUUGUCAUGUGCUGCAGUUUUUCGUUGAUAUCACCGGCACUCAAGAGGUGGAAAUACACAAGAUCUAUAAAUGCAGAGAAUUGAAUGUGGACAACAUUCUUACCAAAAUUGCUAACACUAAUAAGGACCUGAGUAAGCACCCAAUUUUCGACUACAAACUUAAAUCGAUGGUGCCAAUAGUAGCUUCUAUAGAACGGUUCCUGAACAAGUUGAUCCAGAAAGCGUACGAUGAACAUUUGUUGUACGAGGAUAUAUUUUCGGUUCAUAUACUCCAUAUGUUACAAAACAUGUCCUUUUAUCAAAUGUAUUCUUUAAAAGUUACCGGAGUUAUUUCAAGUAUGAAAUUAUUAACCCAAUAUGCUCGAAUUUAUUGUAAUGAAAAGGAACCAGGUCGACGUAAAAAGAUUAUUAGAUUUAUACACUAUUUGUGUAUUAUUAUUCAUAAAAUGUGUUUUAUCAAAUUGAGAAACUGGGAUUGUGUUCGAAUGGAAUGUGCCAUACAAUUCAGAUAUUGGUUCAAGUACAUUCCAAGUGAGCUAAUUAAUAUUACGCCAAAAUAUAUAAGUCUUUUCACAUGUGGGAACGUCGAAGUGCGUAAGGCUGUAUUGAAGACUUGUAAAUAUAUACUACAGAGAAAAGUGAAUGAAUACACUGUUCUAUUUUUUAAAGAAAUUACAGAAUCCGUUUGCGAUAGAUUUAACGAUAUUAAUAUGGAUGUUUCAGUGGAAGCGGUCAAUUUGAUUGAUUAUGCAUAUGAACAUAACUUUCCCCUGGAGGAUAUGAAAUGCAUUGAAGCAAUCAAAUUUAUGACCACAUUUGUUUGCUAUGAUUAUUUCCCAUUGGCCGAGGCAGCAGGAAAAUUCCUUAUUCGAGUUCUUCAAUCUGAAGGUGGUGAGUUAUUACCAAAAUUGGCACAGUUGGGAAAUUAUUUAAAACUAUACGUUCCUUUGAUCGUUGAAGCGACAUACGACGCCACAGAUACUUUACAGGACUGGGGACUCUAUGUCAAACUCAUUAUGAAUAAUAAUAUUAGUAUCAAUACGAGGAGAACUUUGAUUAAAAUGGCUCAUUGCAGUAUAUAUCAGACGUUAGAGGGUAAAACAAUCUGCCCGAGACUGUAUUCAAAAAGUGGGAAUAAAGCUGAUUUGACGAUUAAAUCAGCAAUAGCCAUUGUUUUUAUUCCAAAAAUGGUACAAUUUAUAACAAUAUUUGAAGAAUACCCCCUUAUACUCAUAGAUUUGUUAGAUAUGGUUAUGUUACUCUAUACUUCUGAUAUUUCAUCGAAUACAUAUAUGGAUAUUUUGGAAAAACUAAUUAAACUCUAUCUAAUAUAUGAUACGGAAGAUAUGCUCUACAAAUUAAUAGAAUGUUUCUAUUUUUUCACUCAAAACAAUGCCUUGAACAAUCGUGCAAAACGUAGCAUUGAUAAUUUGUCUAUGCUGUAUAUUAAUAAAUAUGUAAAGGUUCCACAACAAACUUUGAUGACUUGUAAGUGGCACCUCAUUUGGCAGUUAAACAAUUUGAAAACAAAUAUUGAGGAUGGAACACAAAAACAAUUAAUAAAAAUACAGAAUUUAUCCACUAUGUGUGGUAAAUUUAUAAAGACUUGUUUUAAAGUUCUGUUAAACGCUGAUUAUGAUUCCAUUACCACAGAGGUGUUUAUGCAUUUAUCAGAGUUAGUCAAGAAAUUUAAUAUUGAGUGGUUUGAUUUCUAUAAAAAGCAUAAGUUGACUGACAUUCUUUGCCUUCGUAUUCAGAGGGAAGAUGAGUAUUUACGAUUAUUUAAUAAAAUUGUAGAAAAUACUAAUUUACCUCUGACAGAACGUCAGAAUGUAGUUAAACUUGUUUGUGAGGUAAUAAUUCUCGAAAGUGUGAAUAUUAAAAACAUUAUAAAUGUGUAUCAAUAUUAUGACAAGUAUUUUCUUGAAUUUGGUACCACCAUUGAAGAUUGUAUCGUAAAAAUGAAGAAAAUUGAUCCUCACUCAUUGUUAAUCCUUGACACUCUAACAAGGGUUUAUGAAAAUAUUCUCUCUAAAGAAGGAUACUUCGACAAAAAGAAUAAACAAUACGAAUUUCUUCAGUCAUUAGAACAACGAUUCGUUAACUCAAAAUUGGUUAAUUUCGGACAAAUGUAUAUAAUUCACGGAGUUCAGUGGUCGAUUAAAGAAAAGAAGAACGUUUCAUUUCUUCACGUGCUGAUACAUUUUGUUAAAUCAUUAAAAGCGGAUGAUAAAGUUGUAUUGUUAAAUAAGAUAAAAAAGUCACUAGAAAAAGAAGAUCUUCCAAAGUAUGAUUGUGUUAUGCAUUUCUUGGAGGCAUUGAAGAUCAAAACUAUUGAUAAAACUAAAUCAACAAAAAUGUCGUCACCAAGUAUCUCAGAAGCUAACAUAAGUGCACCCCAAGGAUCUCAUUGGAGAAUUAUAGUCCAUACUCCGAGGAGGGAACCAAUCUCGAAAAAAUUGCGGUAUUCUUAUUAAUUAAUUAUAAUAAUUUAUUUUUGUUAGCAUAUGUUAACUGAAAUAAAG